This is a messenger RNA of Gymnodraco acuticeps, 3176 nucleotides long. RefSeq lists its product as uncharacterized. The transcript has 12 exons. The record is from RefSeq and is a predicted model, not a curated record. NCBI's taxonomy places the organism in Eukaryota, Metazoa, Chordata, Actinopteri, Perciformes, Bathydraconidae. Bases 752 to 1705 code for a protein of 317 amino acids.
CAUAUUUUUAACCUCUCUUCACAGAUCGUCUUCUGCCCACUGGUAGGCCUUCAGACUCGUGUAACCCUGAAGGUGUUACAGAUCUAUAGGCAGGCCUGUCAUUUUCGUCUGCAUUAAUGGGCGUUAUGAUUUGCAUCUCCCCAAGAGGGUGUGCAACACAUGCCAUUACGAAUGGACACCUGAUUGGGGAGACCUCAUUAGAAGACGGUUACUGGCCAGCUUCUGUGAACGGAGACACGUUAUAUUCCACGGAUGUCUUCAAAUCUUUUGAGGACCUGAAGACUGUGGCACCAGGUUUGUCCAGACAGGCCUUUUUACAGAUGCUGGAACGGAGGACACAGCAUUAUGGGAGGACAGGAAAAAUCCAUGGAGAUGUCUUCCAAAGAAGCUUUCUGGAGUAUAUGGCCUGCCAGUACGAGUGCCAGAAAAUGACGUGUGAGGAACCCUUCUCAUGCCCAGCUUGUACUCCCAAAAUGUUGGCUGUGUCAGUGGAUGGGAAUAGGAAGCAGUACCGUUUCCGACAGUCACAGAGGAUCGAUGAACCACUUUUUAAAGGGCCGUUCAUCAUGGAAUACUCGGCUGUCACAGACUUUGUUGACAAAGUCAGAACAAAUGUAAAAUGUGAAAAGGUACAUGUGGUACCAGCCAGUGGUCAGCUGCUCGAAAGACAGCAAGAAGAGCCAGCAGGCUUGAUGAAGAGGGGUUAGAGGUGGCUGUAUGUAGACAUGGAGUGCUACUGAAAUCUCUCAACAUGUUCAGAGGAGAAAUAUUUGCCUACCCCUUGUUCCUUCAAACGCAGUUUCAAGCUACAAACGUGCAUUUUUAUUGCACAGAUAUUGCUUGUAAAUACUGGCCUUACCUCGAGAAAGUGGCAAAGACAAUGCCAGAACUGCAACCUUUGCUGAGCAUGCAACCGUUUCUCUCGGUCAUGCAUGCCAAGGCCCAUUCCACAAAGUGUGAGAUUGUGUGGAGUGGGAGAAAUUUGGAGGGUGCUGGUUCGACGGCCGGGGAAGAAGUGGAGAUGGUGAACAGCUUUCUGUCACGUUGUGCCAUCACAACUAAGUACAUGACAAAAUCAGCUCGCAAUGACAUGUUGACUGUCCAUGCAAUGGGAUGGAACAGACGGAAGCAGGAAAACCUUCAUGUGGUGUUGGCCAAGAGAUAUGUCAAGACAAUCACAAUGUUGGAGGGUGAGACUCAAAAAAUGAAGGACACCUGCAAAGAGCUUGGAUGCCCUGAGGACAAAGUACAACAAUGGGUUAAUGAUGUUAGAGACUGGGCAACAAACGACAACACAUCAGGUGACAAUCAGUCUCUCCAGAUGUCCAUUGAGCAUCUAUUUCUAGGGCUGUGCCAAAAGAAAGCUUGCCUCUAUAGACAGACUGACAGCAAUAAGAUUCGGCAGUUGCGUCGCAAAAGGUUAAGGGAGGAAAAGACCAAACUCUUAGCGGCAAUACGCCAGUACAACACCGGACAGCCUCCUGAAACAGAAAUCCAGGAAGAAGAGGUGGAGAGAAGACUGUCUGCAGAACAGCAAACAACAGACAGUCUAAUAUGGCCAUGGGAAGUGCAAAGUGAUGAAUCGGUGUCCAUUUUGGCCCAAAAAAAAGUCUUCGAUGCCUACAUGGGCAAAAGGAGACUUGUGGAGGAGAGGGCCAUAAUUGUGAGGGAGAUGAGGCAGCACUGCCUUUAUCUGAGAAGUUAGGCUGACAAGAUCAGGAUGCAGAUGCAACAUGUGUCAUGUGGAGGACAUAGUGACAUGACUCAAGAAGGGAGAGAUGGAUUAGCUAGUCUUCUAAAGAAAAUACUUGCUGACGUGGACACACACAUCCAGCAUCUCUCUUCGGCCUACAGCCUGGCAAUCGGACCAAAUGCCCCUCAAUGGCCUGAUGACUCUGUGGAGAACCAUGACCAAGACAGUGACAUCAGUGAUGACAGUGAGGAAGACCCUGAUGAGGACAUCACACACACCCUACCCCCACCUUGAGGAAAGGACGCUGGGGCACAGCGUCUCUCUCCCCCACCCUACCCCCUCCUUGAGGAAAGGACGCUGGGGCACAGCGCCUCUCUCCCCCACCCUACCCCCUCCUUGAGGAAAGGAUGCUGGGGCACAGCGCCUCUGUCCUCCACCCUACCCUCUCCUUGAGGAAAGGACGCUGGGGUACAGCGCCUCUCUCCCCCACCCUACCCUGAAGGACACUAGGGUGUACAGCAGGGGUGGCCAACCAGUUAGAGGUUGAGAGCCAAUAAUUUCCCUGCAUUACUGCAAAGAGCCACAUCAUACACAUAGGCACACAUGCUGGGUGUAUGUCCCCCCCGCCUCUCUCUCUCCUUUCUGUGUGCUCCCUCAGUCUCUUCCUCUGUGUGCCACUCUCUCUCACACAUAGAACAUGAACAUCUAAACAUUUACAAUAAUUGACCCACACACUCGGACACACCCUCCCUCACACAGACACACAUACCUCUGCUCAGUCAGAAUUCUUGUUAAUGUCACACACCAUGAUAUUGACUGAAAUGUACUUAACCUCUCCUACCAGUAUUAAGACCAGAGGCCAGUUAUCGUCAACCAAUAACAUUGUGUGCACUCUCACACACUACCUCUCACUUCAAAUAAUGUGAAAAAAAGUUGUUAUCUUACUAUGCAUGUUGCUUCUUUGAACUAAGUGAACAUUCUGGAAUGAAUUGCCUUGAACAAUCCUUAAAAAUGUGGCUUGUGAGGAAUAUGUAAACGUUUGUAUUUAAAACAAACCCAUGACUAAGGUUGGUUCAAACAUUGCUAUGUAUUGUAUUUUAGUUAAUUAUCCUCACAUGAUGGAGGAUCUGCAUUAUGAUUGGCUAAAUCACUUCUGUGUUGAAAACUCUGUAACGAUUGGCCUGGAACUUGUGUGUUGUUUACCCUUUGUGAACUGGGAUACAUAUGCGCAAAAAAACACACAAAAUUAAAAUUCUAUAUGAAUUGAAGUUCACAAACCAUGGUUUACGUGUCAACUCACUAAUUUCUUUGUUGAUGUUCACAUAUCUGUUAUCUGAUUAAAUAAAUACUAUUUUAGCCCACUUCCGUCCAACUGGACAGAUGUUAUCCAAUACCCAUAGUCCGACAGGUAUUCGCCUGGCUUUCUUAAAGUAAAACAGGUACACAAGUUUACAAAAUACAUUUAUUGUCAUGUUUCUCACAC